Labeo rohita (rohu) is the source of this 2300-nucleotide messenger RNA. RefSeq names its product B-cell receptor CD22-like. The record is from RefSeq and is a predicted model, not a curated record. The coding region runs from base 4 to 1881 and encodes 625 amino acids. NCBI's taxonomy places the organism in Eukaryota, Metazoa, Chordata, Actinopteri, Cypriniformes, Cyprinidae. The transcript has 10 exons.
ACUAUGGUGAUUUCAGUCAGAAUGGCUUUUCCUUUUACUGUCAUCUUUACUCUCAUGAUUCACGGAGUCUUCAGUGCUGAUUGGGGUGUGAGUUACAGUCAUUCACACAUCUGUGCACUAAAGAACUCAUCAGUGAUAAUGAGCUGCACUUAUACAUACCCUACUGGAUCUCAGAUCAUGAACGUGUUCUGGACCAAAUCAGAUGAUGAUGAUGAUGAUGAUGGUGAUGGUGAUGAUGAUGGUGGUGGUGGUGAUGGUGAUGAUGAUGGUGGUGAUGGUGAUGGUGACGAUGGUGAUGAUGAUGAUGAUGAUGAUGAUAAUGUUGAUCUGUCUGAGGAUCCUGAAUACAGUCAGAGGCUUCAGUAUCUGGGAGAUAAACAGCAGAACUGCACCAUCAGACUGAAUCAUGUGACACAGAAAGAUGAACACAUGUACUAUUUCAGAUUCAUCACUGAUAAACCUGAUGGAAAAUGGCUUGGUAAACCAGGAGUGAGUCUUACUGUCACAGAUCUUCAGGUGGAGUCUCCUGAGAGAGUGACAGAGGGAGAUUCAGUCCGUCUGACAUGUAAAAGCAGCUGCACUCUGACUGACAGAGCAACAUUCAUUUGGUACAGAAACUCACAGCCAUUAACUGAGAGAAGAGACAGAAACAAUGAACUCCUGCUGCAAUCAGUCAGAAGAGAGGAUGCAGGCAGAUAUAGCUGUUCUCUACAUGGACACACUUACAUCUCUCCUGCUGUUCAUCUCAAUGUCACGUACCCUGCAAAGAACGUCUCAGUGUCCAUUAGUCCAUCUGGAGAAAUAGUGGAGGGAGAUUCAGUGACACUGAUCUGCAGCAGUGAUUCAAACCCACCUGCUCUGAACUUCAGCUGGUUUAAAGGAGAAGUGUGUGUAGGAUCUGGAAGAAUCUACAGCAUCUCAAACAUCAGCUCUGAUCACAGUGGAGAAUACAAGUGCAAGUUCAGUAAUGAACAUGGAGAGAAAUACUCUUAUUCUGUGGCUUUAAAUAUCAUGUAUCUUCCAAAGAGUGUCUCAGUGUCCAUCAGUCCAUCUGGUGAAAUAGUGGAGGGAGAUUCAGUGACUCUGAACUGCAGCAGUGAUUCAAACCCACCUGCAGAAAUCAGCUGGUUUAAAGGAAAAAAGUUUGUAGGGUCUGGAAGAAUCUACAGCAUCUCAAAGAUCAGCUCUGAUCACAGUGGAGAAUACAAGUGCAAGUCCAAAAAUAAACAUGGAGAUAAAUACUCCAAUGCUGUGACUUUAAACAUCAUGUAUCCACCAAGGAACGUCUCUGUUAAAAUAGAGGGAGAUUCAGUGACUCUGAUCUGCAGCAGUGAUUCAAACCCACCUGCUCUGAACUUCAGCUGGUUUAAGGAGGAUGAAUCAGCUGUUGGAUCUGGACAGAGUUUCAGUGCACUACAGAGUGGACGCUUCUACUGUGAGGCUCACAAUCAACAUGGAUCUCAGAGAUCAGAUGCUGUUACUGUCAUUGUAAAAGGGGGAGAUAAUCGAAUCCUGUAUGCAGCUGUUGCGACUGCAGUCGGAUGUGGAGUUUUAUUUCUUAUCUGCAUCAUGUUCAUGAGGAAGAGUAAACGUGGAGUGUCAGACGUCAGUCAGAAGCAGGUUCAACAACCUUCCAGCUCUGAUAGAAACCACUGUAAUGAUAGUCUGUAUGCCAGAGUUGUACCCAAGAUACUCAGAACAGAUCAGACUACAAGAAAAACUCCUGAAUCCACAGAAUCUGAGAAGAUCAAGUACACGUCUGUCCAACACGGCAGACACGAAGAAAGCGAUUAUGAGAAUCUGACAAUGCAAUAUCCUUAUUCUGCUGCGAGAUAUGGUGCGAUGGUGGGUAAACCAGUGAUUUACAGCACAGUCAAAUAAGCCAGGACCUGUCAAAUGGAUUGAAAAUGAAGCUGGACUCCAGCUGAGUGUAAAUAUACUGCAGCUACUGCAGAUUUGAAUCAGAUUUUAUAAUAGUAGUUUAAAUGUUUGCCAAAUCACAUGACAUUUAUUCUUCUCUGUUGACUGUCUGUUGAACAGGAAGUGCUGGUUAGAUAUACCAAUACCACAAACUAGAAAAAAAAAGUCCAUGGUGGUUAUUUACAUCAUUGUAAGACUGUGGUUUAUAGUUGCGUCUGUGUGGGCUAGCUAAGCGCCUGUUGAAACACAUGUUUUGUAACAUUUCCAUACAUUUGUGUAAUUUCCAUGAAUUGCAGUCUCAGUGUUACGUUAUUUUGCCAUCAUGUGUCUUAGUCACUCUUCAGUAAGCAUCCGUCCUUUUUUUCAUAUUUCAUAAUACA